Bursaphelenchus xylophilus (pine wood nematode) is the source of this 970-nucleotide messenger RNA. Lineage: Eukaryota; Metazoa; Nematoda; Chromadorea; Rhabditida; Aphelenchoididae. The record is from the annotation of a GenBank genome assembly.
AUGACUACAGAAAAAGGUAACGAAACUUAUAAGGUGCCAUCAUGGGCAGGGAAACCGCCGCAAGGGUCUCAUCUGGACGUGCAAAAGGACGAACGUGUUAUCCAGGUAGUUUGAAGUAGAUUUAAAAUGGUUUUAGAAAUUGUUGAUUGACGAAAAAGGAAGCUACUAUUUUGGAAGGAAUCCUAACCAAUGCGACUUUACAAUUGAACAUGCAUCCGCUUCACGUGUUCACGCUGUUUUAUUAUAUCACAAGGUCCUCUCCAAAUUUUCUAUCGUGGAUCUCGAAAGCAGUAAGUAGCAUAAUUAUGUUUGGGACGUGUUUAGGUCAUGGAACGUUUGUUCGAAAUGUGAAGAUCAGCCCUUUGCAUCCAGUGUUCUUAGACUAUAAUGACUCUUUUCGUUUUGGAGCUUCUAGUAGAAGUUAUAUUAUCAGAGAAAAGGUACUCCCUUAUACCGAAGAACAAGAUGCUCCUCUUCCAGAAAGCGAGAUUGAGGUGGAUGUGAGGAUUUUUUUUCUUUUUUCAUUUCGGUUUAGAAUUUGACGAGCUACAAUACGAUGCAAAACAAACGACUUCCGGCUAUUCCAUGCACUGUGGAGGAAUGCCGGAAGAAAAAGAGACCCAGAAAUAAGGUGGUAUUCUUGGCCGAAGAGGAUGUGAUUAAUCCAGAGGAUGUGGAUCCAACUGUCGGCCGGUUUAGGAAUUUAAUUCAGACGGCUGUAAUUAGUAACAAAAGACCGAUGAAGGACCAGACAAGUUUAGCGCCCACCAAGAAGAGGAUCGUGCAGCCAGCUAGGGAUUCUGCAGAUUUGAAUCUAUCAAGCUCUGUUUUGGGUGACUUAUCGAUUAGUUCAGCUCCGAGCUUAGAUGCAUAUUCCAUGAAGCCAUCUUCAAUAACAUCAAAUGUUUCGUCUAGUUCAUAUAAAAAGAAGUAUGCAAAAGAGGCUUGGCCUGGACGCAAACCGGCAUGA